Molecule: messenger RNA, 957 nt
Organism: Penicillium maclennaniae
Lineage: Eukaryota; Fungi; Ascomycota; Eurotiomycetes; Eurotiales; Aspergillaceae
Product: ferric reductase-like transmembrane domain-containing protein
Exons: 1
Coding region: 1-957 (318 amino acids)
Source: RefSeq, a predicted model, not a curated record
AUGUCAUCCGCUUGGCCUUGGCAUUUCAUCACGGUCUCCGAAGAGGAGAAAUCUCAUCGCAGGGACUUGCUUGACUUGCGCGGUGUCAUCGCGCAGGGGUCAAUCCUCGUGGUGAUUAUCGUACUUCGAGUGUACCAAGCUUGGGCCACGGCCCAGAUACCUGGAGGUGCUCCGAAGCCGCGGCGCCCAAUCUCGUGGUGGGAUCGUCCGUUAAUCACUGGAUGGCUUGAAACCCGGAGACAGUAUCUUGUCUGUGGCGUGUGGUUAUCCUGGCUCGUUGGCCUUGCUGUGUGGAACAGUGGAGAUGGUAUGUCCUCUUUGUCCCCAUCGAUAGGCAUAGAACUCCAACGAUCAAGUCGAGCAAUACCAUACUCACCCUCCACAGACUAUCUCCAUCUAACCAAAGCCCUGGGCCAUAUCGCCCUGUCCCAAGUACCCCUUCAAGUCCUGAUAUCUCCGGCAGCGUACAUCUCAACCACCAAACCAUCUGCAGCAUCCAUCUUCUCCUUCAUUACCUCCAUCCCACAGGCAACCAUAACACCCUACCACCGGCUCUUUGGUCGCGUAGUUAUCUCGCCUCUCCUCAUGGGACACGCCUCUCUUUACCUGCUAUUCUUCGUGCAAUCAAGCCACCCGGAGUUUGGCUCCCUUCUCAACAAGCGAGUCCGUGAUUUCGACGUGCAAUGCGGUCUUCUUGCACUGUCUGCGGCGGUCUCACUCCUGUUUUUUGUCCGGCCUCGCGGUGUGGCGCGAAAGAGGGACACUCAGCCAAAUCCGUCUAUCAAGGAACGGAGACAGUCAUUCUACAUUGGCCAUGUUUUGUCGGUGACUAUUUUGUGUGCUGCGGCUUAUUGGCAUGUCACCCAUGCGCGGAGGUACAUGCUUCAGGCGCUGGGGGCUUCAGUGAUCAAUGGGAUUUGCUCUAUGGUUAUGGUCCGACGGGGAGGUAGAGGAUGA